This is a messenger RNA of Trichophyton verrucosum HKI 0517, 276 nucleotides long. RefSeq lists its product as uncharacterized. Lineage: Eukaryota; Fungi; Ascomycota; Eurotiomycetes; Onygenales; Arthrodermataceae. The transcript has 2 exons. Bases 1 to 276 code for a protein of 91 amino acids. The record is from RefSeq and is a predicted model, not a curated record.
AUGGAAGUUGAAGCAGCAGAAACAGCAGAGAAGAAGAAGAAACAGAGCAGAAACAGAAACGCACCAAGAGAUGAAGAAGACGAUGCCAGACAUGGAUGCUGUUCCAGGACCGUCAGUAGCCCAACACGAGGCCGCCACCUCCCCUCUGGCACUCCCUCUUGCGCACCUGGCGCUGCUGCCACUGCCUCUCUCUCUCUGCCUGUCACCGUCCACCGUCUCGCUGACUCAGGCCUGCAAAAAGAAACGAGAAAAAGCAAUGAAAAAGCAAAAACAUAA